AUGGAACAACUGCCGCCGGUGCGCUAUGUGAAGACUGUGUCAAGCUUACGAUCGAUAUUUCAGAAGGCGUUCAACGUGAAGCAACAUUACAUUGCUGCAAAGAUUGUGAACGUUGGCUGCAACCCCCGACCCAGUGGAUCAGUGCAGCCCUGGAGUCACGAGAACUACUUGCUCUCUGUCUGCGCAAGCUUAGAGGACUUUCGAAGGGUGAAAAUUACGAUACAACAGGAGGCAUUCCAGGGUACAAUAUUACAGCAAGCCUUCGAAGUGGAAUAUGUAGUCGCCUCACAGCAGUGUCCAGAAUGCGCCAAGUCAUACACUGUUAAUACAUGGCGUGCGUCGGUCCAAGUCAGGCAAAAAGUACCUCACAAGCGAACAUUCCUCUACCUUGAACAGCUCAUCCUCAAGCACGGAGCUCACAAGGAUACGAUAAACAUAAAGGAAGUUAAAGAUGGCCUAGAUUUCUACUUCUCUGCGCGAAACCAUGCAGAAAAGCUGGUGGAUUUCCUGGCAUCUGUUUCUCCGAUAAGAAUGAAGAAGUCCCAGCAACUGAUUUCAAUGGACAUCCACACCUCUACGAAAUCCUACAAGAUCACAUUCUCCGUGGAGUUGAUACCGAUAUGCAAGGACGACCUCGUUGCUCUUCCCAUAAAGCUUGCCAGGUCGCUCGGGAAUAUCUCUCCACUCACCCUUUGUUACAGGGUUGGCACAUCCCUAAACCUCUUAGAUCCUGCCACUCUCCAGACUGCCGAUAUCCCUGCUCCUAUCUACUGGAGAUCUCCCUUUGCCAGCCUCGCUGAUGUUCAAGAGCUUGUUGAAUACGUUGUCAUGGAUAUCGAAGCUAUUGGCCAAACCAGCGGCCGAUACCAUCUGGCCGAAGCAACCGUCGCCAGAUCUUCUGAUUUGGGGGUGAAUGAUACAACGUAUUUCGCACGCACACAUCUUGGUGGUGUUCUCCACCCGGGAGAUACGGUUAUGGGUUACCAUCUGACCGGAACCAAUUUUAAUAAUACCAAUUUUGAAGAAAUAGAAAGUAGCCAUACCUAUGGCUCUAUGAUCCCUGAUGUGAUGCUGGUAAAGAAACAUUACCCAAGGAAGAAGAAGAACAAGAACCGUAACUGGCGUCUGAAGCGCUUGGAUAGGGAGGAGGAAGAGGAACGACCAUCAAAGAAACAGAGCUCGAACAAACUGGAAGAGGACUUUGAAUUGUUCUUGCGCGACGUUGAAGAGGACGCCGAGCUGCGAAGUACCUUGGCACUUUAUAAAGCAAAGCAUGCGAAGAAAGUGGAGGCAGAUGCUAUGGAGGUGGUGGAAGAGGAGGAUGAGGAUGAAGACGAGGUUCCAAAGAUCAACGUUGAUGAACUACUUGAAGACUUUGAGGAACUCAACGUCGGCGAGUAA
This is a messenger RNA of Arthroderma uncinatum, 1401 nucleotides long. Its product is annotated as 60S ribosomal export protein NMD3. Gene Ontology annotation, cellular component: cytoplasm; nucleus. Lineage: Eukaryota; Fungi; Ascomycota; Eurotiomycetes; Onygenales; Arthrodermataceae. Gene Ontology annotation, biological process: ribosomal large subunit export from nucleus. Gene Ontology annotation, molecular function: ribosomal large subunit binding. The record is from RefSeq and is a predicted model, not a curated record. The transcript has 2 exons. The coding region runs from base 1 to 1401 and encodes 466 amino acids.